GCGCUGCCGCCGAGCUCCCUGCUGUGAGCGGUCAAGACCCCUGAGGUCCAGCGGAGAAGUGACCGAUAGGAGAAGUGUCCAGUGUCCGGUGUCCUGAGACCCCCGAGCCCCCGGGGGGCGCCAUCGCUCCGCUCGAUGGUCAGGAGACACGGCGUGCGUGAGCUCGGAGACGCGGUGGAAGGGACCACGUCUCCACCCGGGGCCUGGAUGUGUGCGAGAACUUCAUGGGCCUCAAGGACCACCUGGAGGAGGACGUGGGUCACAUCCUGGACCUGGGGCUGGAUCUGAACUACCUCCAUGUGGAGAGCAUGGACCGCCCCCCCGGAGCGAGCGCUCUCGCCGCGGUUGUUGUGGAGAAGACCGGAGCUCAGGGCGGCGGCGGCGGCGGCGGCGGCGGCGGCGACCUGUCCGCGGGAGAGUCCGAGGAGAGCGCCGGGUCCGACGGCGAAGCGGAGCGCGCCCGUCCGGCGGCCACGCCCCCGCCCCCACCGUCCGAGACCCCCGCGGAGGAUGAGCCCGAGCGGCGCGACGCGACCCAGGAGUACCGCGCCAAGGUGGAGUUUGCGCUCAAGCUGGGCUACAGCGAGGAGCUCGUGCGACUGGUGCUCAGCAAACUGGGUGCCGAGGCGCUCAUCAACGACGUUCUGGGCGAGCUGGUCAAACUGGGCGGCAGGGCGGAGCCGGAGACCCCGGGGCCGCCGGCUCCGCCUCUUCCCCCUUCGUCCUCCGGCUCCUCCUCGUCUUCGUCUUCCGUCUCCUCGCCGUCGGGCGUCUACCGCCGCGGUUCCGGCUGCCAGCGGCCAGAUUCCCCCCUGGGGCCCGCGGACGAUGCGGAAAACCUGCGACCGAUCGUCCUGGACGGCAGCAACGUGGCCAUGAGCCAUGGCAACAAGGAAGUGUUCUCAUGUCGUGGCAUCCAACUGGCAGUGGAUUGGUUUCGGGACCGCGGUCACAAGGACGUGACCGUGUUUGUUCCGGCCUGGAGGAAGGAGCAGUCGCGGCCAGACGCCCCGAUCACAGACCAGGAGAUCCUGCGGCGGCUGGAGAAGGAGAAGGUGCUGGUGUUCACGCCGUCGCGCCGCGUUCAGGGUCGCCGCGUCGUUUGCUACGACGACCGUUUCAUCGUCAAACUGGCGCACGAGUCGGACGGCAUCAUCGUCUCCAACGACAACUACAGGGACCUGGCCAACGAGAAGCCCGAGUGGAAGAAGUUCAUCGACGAGCGGUUGCUCAUGUACUCCUUCGUCAACGACAAGUUCAUGCCCCCCGAUGACCCUCUGGGGCGUCACGGCCCGAGCCUGGACAACUUCCUGAGGAAAUGGCCCAUGUUUCCGGAGCAGAGAAAGCAGCCCUGCCCUUACGGAAAGAAAUGCACCUAUGGGCACAAAUGCAAGUUCCACCACCCGGAGAGGGGCCCCCAGCCGCAGCGCUCGGUCGCCGACGAGUUGAGGGCCAGCGCUCGCUCCUCCAGGGGCCUGGGAGAGGCGGGGCUCGUCAAGAGCCACAGCGCCCCCUGCCCCCCCCGGCCCGAGGGGAAGCGCCCUGCCCCCAAGAGGCAAUCGGAGCCCGCCUUGCGCACCUACUCCUGCGGCGACCUGGAGGACCGGUCGGAGGGCGGGGCCGAAGCGGAGGGGGGGCGCAGGAGCAGCGCACCGCCCCCGGCGCCCAGCAUCGCCUCCUCUCUAUGCGGCCAUGCCCAGGAUGCAAAAGGCCACGCCCACGUGGGCGCGGCCCCCUUCUCGUACCCGGAGCUAUAUUCCCGGUGCGGUUCUCCGGACCUCAGCUACUACUCGGUGAUCAACGGCUGCUCGGCGCUGAGCCUGUCGGCGGAGCCGCUCGACCCGCGGGGGGCGUCGGAGGCGUCGGACUGCAGCAGCGAGGGCAGCGUCAGCGGCGGCAGCAGCUGCGACUCGUACGGCUGCGUCGUGUCGCCGGAGGAUGGCCACAAGUGCCGGCACAGCCGCCGCCCCCCGUACCCGGCCUACCUCCGGCCGCACCCGCACCCGAACCCCCACCCCCACCCCCACGUCUACCACGGUUACCCGGAGUCUGUGGCUCGGGUGCAGAGCUUUGGCCUCGACGACUCGCUCCCCUGCUUGCCUUCGCGCUUCCAGCACUCGGGCGUGGCGACGCGUUCCGGUUUCCCGGGAGACCGAGCCCCGCUUCCCCAGAGCCCACCUCACCUGGCGGCGUCCCCCCCAGCCCGCGCCUCGCUCUCUACCCAGGCCGAGGGCUCCUCCGACUCCCGCCUCUACCAGCAGUGCGCGCCGCGGUCCUACGACAGCUGGGACUCAUACCGCAGCCUCCGGCACUCGUACCCAGAGCCGAGGCUCCACCCGCACCUGCCGGCCGCUCCUCCCCCGCAGCCCUGCUACCAGCCCUUUGCCUUCCAGGGUGUGCCCGAGAACCGGGAGCGGGCCUGGCGCCAGCCCUGGGGCCACGCCCCCAACGCCGGGCGCCCGCUCUCAGAGCCGCCGCCCCUCAGCCGCUACCAGGACGUGCGCGAGAAAGUGUUCUCGAACCUCUGCAACAUCUUCCCGGCCGAGCUGGUCAGGCGGGUCAUGGCCAGGAACCCUCACGUCACCGAUGCCCAGGAGCUGGCGGCAGCCAUCUUGGCCGAGAAGUCGACCGGGUUCUGAUCCGACGGCCCAUCGGCGCUACUCGUGACGUGGUUGCGGUAGCACUGAGGUCUUUACUGCGAGAGUGUGUGUGCGCUGUGCCUGCUGGUCACAGCUCAAAGUGCGUGUGUGUGAGAGAUGUUUUUGUUCGAGUCGCUCUUGGUUCUAUUUAUUUUUCUGUAUUGUAUUAUAAUUUUUCAUGGUUCAUAUGUUCAGUGGGAGACGGUGGGCGUGGAGGUCGGGGCCCGAAGGCACUUUUUCCGCUGCUGUUCAUUAAGACGCGGCGUGGCGAUGAAACUCGGCAAUCGGACGCAACGCCACAGGUCUCAUGUACUUGUCACACUUUUUUUUUUUUGAAGUCUGAAAAUGACCGUAGGAGAAAGAGGGCGUGGCUGGCUAAUUUACAUAAUUUGGCAAAAUCUGAUUCUUAUUUGCCUCCGAAAGUCAGAAUUCAGUGUCUGGACCAGGAGGGAAACGCACUCUGUUGAUUCGAACCCAAACAUGCUGAUCGAGUGCCGAGGGGCACGUGGUGAGUGCUGGUGUUGUAGUGUCACUCAUUUUAAUUACCCAGAAUUCCUUGCAUAUUGGCUAUGAUGUGCACCACGGUACGUGUGUGCUGUGCCUCCCGCUGGGUUCGAGCUCCUCUCCACUGUCAUUUACCCUCUUUACCUUUCUCUUUUUGUUGCUUUUAAGUAUUUUUUAAAAAAAUCAUUUCUAUUCCCAAAAAUCACAUCACUGAAAACACAUGACUGGUUUUUGAGGAUAUGCAAGUGUGUGUGUGUGUGUGAGAGAGAGAGGGCUCUGCUGCGAUGUCAUUCUAAUUUAUUUUCACUAUUGUUUUUUUAAUGCCUUGUUUUUGAUGUCUUUUCAUUUUCUGUCGCAGUGGAACGGUUGAUAAUAACGUGCGAAAUAUGAAACUGCAGCUGAUUGUCACGGUGCGGCGAAUGAUCGGUGAGGGACGUUUCUGCCCCGGGUUCACUGCCGGCUGCUAAACCUAACCCUAACCGUAUGCUUUGGUCGGCCUUUCCUCGACUCCUUGGCAGGAAGACGCUCCAAGGGGACUUAGCCAAACAAAGUUGUGCAACGGGCGGCUACAGCCGUGCCGUUAACUCGCUAGCAAGCUGGCUUCACGUUGCUAUGGUGACGACUUCAAUCAGCUGCAGUCGGUGUGCACCGGGUCGAGUCCCCUCAGCGCGACCUUCCGUCAAGUUCGACCCGAGCAUCGAGGUCCUGGCGACGCUCUUUGUACCGCGGUCACCGGCCUUGGCUCGAAACGCCGUUCGCUUCGCCGCCAGCCAGCACGAAAGCUUCGGGGCGUAAAAAACCCUGUCAGUUGAUACAAAUUGUAUCUUAUUAACUUUAUUGCAGAUUUUUAAAAAAAAUAUAUAGAAAUAUAGUGGAAGCUAUACACAGUAUAUAUGGCAAUACGUUUGUACAGUAGUUUACAGCGGUCACAACACUGACGACGAACAACACUUGACCGUUUCUUUCCAGUCAAGUGGGUUCGAGUGUUGGGAUGGGUUCGACGGGGGCGCCGCGAUCGACGCGAUGCCUCCUACACACGUGUGGUGGGGAAAGACCAUGCCAAUUUUAACAAGUAAUAAUCUGGAUGGAAAAGAAACUACCAUUCGCAUGACAUCGUGUGACAUUUUCUGAGCGUCGGCGACCAAGACGAGUCGAGGUUUGGGUUUUACCCACAAUCCUCAGGGCUCCCCGAUGCGUCGCUCCCUCAACUGUAGCUGCGGCGGUAGUUGUAGAUUAUAGUAUAAAGCGGAGAGUUGUUUCCAUCUUAUCGCUCCGUUGACAGCGAAGUGAGAAGCGCUGUAGCGGAAUACACUGGCUCUUCCUCGUGAUCAACAAUCAGCUUAUGAAUUUUUCCCGUUUACUUUUAAUUGCAUCCGUCACAUUGAUUUGCCUGAAAUAUUUGUUUAUAGCAGAGCAAACGUGACCCGUGGUUUCCCCUGUGCCCAGCAGGAGUGUGGGGCCGCCUCAGUUCAACUCACUUCCACGGUGUCUACAGCUCCUGUCUGCUGUUCCUGAGCGUCAAUGACAAGACGAGGAACGGCGCACGUUUGAGGGAUAAAUAGGAGUUUGUGGAUUUUUUUAUUUUGAUUAAUUUAAAUGCGAGGAUAGCUGAAGUUAAUACAAUUCUUGCAAAGUAUUUUAAGCAUCUGUAUUUAUUUUGAGCAUUUUUAAUUUAUUAUAGCUAUAUCUGAAUUUUUGAAAGAACCAAACCUGUAAAUACAGCGAGGUCGAGGGACGACCGUGCCGUUGAGCUUUUACCGACCGCGACUUUGGAGACGCGAACACGUCACGGUUGCGCUCCCGGCGGCGUGUACGUUGGGGAGCCAGUGUAUUUGAGGAACCCUCUGGAACAGUAGGUUCUGUGAAGGCGAUGCCCGAAGCCCAGUCUCGACCCCCCCCCCACACCCUGAAUGCAGUAACGACCUAUGGCACCAGUCCACCCAUGUGGCUGGAGGCAUUUCCGUGAAGAGCCUCUUUCCCGGCGCCGUGGCACCGUGUGUCGCGCCGAGCGGGAAGUGGGCGUACGUACAGUAAAUGCUCAUACGUGGCAUUGCGCUUAUCGACACACUCGGUGGUAAUCUGAACCGUGUUCAGCAAACUCUUAUUCCUCUUCCCUUCUUUCGUAGUUCUUCCCGUUGUCUCAGGCGCAUGUGUGUAACUCGCGUGUUGCUUGACAUGAAGUUCAAUGUGGCUUUGCUGGACCUUUCCCGCUUUUCUGUCCUGUCCCGUCACGACUCCGUCCACUUGUGUCCUCCAGUGUCUGACCGCUCAGCUCAUCGCUCGUAGAGUAGCUAAUCUGUGGCGGUGUCGUCCAAGUGUACCGAGGGUGUAGGCAGCGCCCUCAUUUUUGUUCUAGGAUAGCAUUUUUUCCUGUGUAGAAAUAUUUUUAAAAAUUCCUAUUUAUUAUCGGCUCGCUCUAACACAGCCGCAUCGGUGUUAAUUGUUAAAGCCGUAAAAAGCCUUGGUGCAGAACCAGCCGAAGGAGAGCCGACGGGAUGCUGGGUGCCCACCGUGACCAAAGGUUUUGCCCAUUCGAACCCUUGUGGGUCCCGAUCCUGUUCCGGUGCCAUUGCUCUGGGGGCCCCGGCUGCCAAAACAAAUUAUAUAAUGGAGUAUUAAAUGUCAACCCCCCCCCACACCCCCACCCCAAGGCGGACCGGCAUGCACCGGGUCUCCGUUCAGCCUUGCUGCUUUCAGGGGGGCCUUUUUAAUCCCUUAUGAACCUUUAUUAGCUACACCUCUCAAGUUACCCCAAAAAACUGCAGUAAAAUAAGGUAUUUACUUAUGACCAUGUAGCAUGGCAUAAACAGCUUAGAAAAAUAAGGUGCGAUUUCAUGGCUCUCACAGAAUUCAAGCUGCUGGAGGGGAAGGGGGGGUUAAAUGCAAGUCAUUUUUUCCCCUCAGCAAGACACAAGUCGCCUGUUCUCAAGGUGACAUUGCCGUCCCAGAAGCUGGUGGUGUGUGAGGUCUUUGUAGUGUAGAUGUGUUUCACGUUAAUUUGCCAAGGAAACAGUGAUACAUUGCAGGGUAAACUUGCUCUGUGUGUGUGUGUGUGAGAGAGGAGCCUUAGAGGCCAAGUAGGACUUUCAUUGCUAAGUAGUAAAGUUGACUCGUGAGCUGAGCAGUCCAACCUUAGUGGGUGGAGUUUAAUGCUCAAAGGUUCAACGGUAAAACAGCAGUGGGAUAAAGAGGCGGCUGCAGGUUUAGUGUCGCCAAGUACAGUUCUCUUCCAUUUUAAAACUUCUGUACAGGCUUUGUGUGACCCUCCACGCCGAGGCCUCUGCGGAAUAGUCUAGAAACGUGAGCCCAGGUGUCGUUCAGAAACCCCUGUAGCACCAGUGCCAUUGCUUCAUAGUACCGCGUUUGAUGUACUUCCAGUGUUUUGUAUAAGAGAUUGAAAUUUGGAACUUCCAAAUAAAAAAUAAAAU
This is a messenger RNA of Scleropages formosus (Asian bonytongue), 6571 nucleotides long. RefSeq names its product probable ribonuclease ZC3H12C. NCBI's taxonomy places the organism in Eukaryota, Metazoa, Chordata, Actinopteri, Osteoglossiformes, Osteoglossidae. The record is from RefSeq and is a predicted model, not a curated record. The coding region runs from base 225 to 2639 and encodes 804 amino acids. Gene Ontology annotation, molecular function: RNA endonuclease activity; metal ion binding; mRNA binding. The transcript is spliced from 7 exons. Gene Ontology annotation, cellular component: nucleus; cytoplasmic ribonucleoprotein granule.